Molecule: messenger RNA, 1159 nt
Organism: Didymella exigua CBS 183.55
Lineage: Eukaryota; Fungi; Ascomycota; Dothideomycetes; Pleosporales; Didymellaceae
Product: F-actin-capping protein subunit beta
Exons: 4
Coding region: 129-926 (265 amino acids)
Biological process (GO): actin cytoskeleton organization; barbed-end actin filament capping; cell morphogenesis
Cellular component (GO): cytoplasm; actin cortical patch; F-actin capping protein complex
Molecular function (GO): actin filament binding
Source: RefSeq, a predicted model, not a curated record
CGACCUUGGAAGCAUUAGGCACAGGAGCUCCUCCCGCCGCCAGCCACAUCGCAGCACCCGGGACUCGAUUGCUUGUCCCCAGAUCUCCGCUCCAGACGACAUUUUUCGAACGCAUACCGUCCCGCAAAAUGGCCGACCCCCUAGACAGCGCGCUCGACCUCCUUCGGCGCCUUAAUCCCAAGGACGUCAAGCAGAACGUUGAGCGAAUUAUUAGCCUGAACCCCUCGCUCGAAGAGGACCUGCUCGAAUCCGUUGAUGUCCCGCUUACCGCGAAGAAGUGCUCUAAAACAAAGCGCGACUUCCUGUGCUGCGACUACAACCGCGACGGUGAUAGCUGGCGGAGUCCGUGGAGCAACGAGUUCGAGCCGCCGAUUGAGGAUGGCGUGGCACCGAGUGAGAGGAUCAGGAAGAUGGAGAUCAAGGCCAAUGAGGCGUUUGACGUGUACCGAGAGCUGUACUUCGAGGGCGGUAUAUCGAGUGUCUACCUCUGGGACGUGGAUGAAGGCUUUGCUGGCUGUGUGCUACUAAAAAAGACCGUCAACCCCACAAACCGCAGCUGUGGCAGCUGGGACAGCAUCCACGUUUUUGAUGCGCAGGACCGCGCCCGUACCGCCCACUACAAGUUGACCUCGACCGUCAUCCUCUCCCUCGGCACCGACUCCGAAGCGCUCGGUGGUCUGGACCUGUCUGGUAACAUGGUUCGCCAGGUGGAGGCUGAUAUGGCUGUUGAGGACGACACAUCACACGUUGCGAACAUUGGCAAGAUGGUCGAGGAUAUGGAGCUGAAGAUGCGCAACUUGCUGCAAGAGGUGUAUUUUGGCAAGGCGAAGGACGUUGUUGGUGACCUGAGGAGCAUCCCGCCACUAAGCCAGACGAACAAGGACAGGGCGACACAGAGAGAGAUGAUCAGCAGCAUGGGCAGGUAGUCUUCUCACGCUGACGGGAUAGAAAACAAUGAAAGUAAGCAAUAAACGCUGACGCUGAAGAUCAAUGACUGAAUUUGCGUCCGAUAUUCCUCAUCACCGAAGCACAGUCUUUAACGGACCAAGUCGCAUCGUCGCAGUCGUUUUAGCCAGUCAAGCGCUCAUGUGCGCUCAGAAGCAUAGUCGUCUUCAAAAAAAAGUCACCAGGUAUCACGUGCUACCUCAGUAGUAGUAAC